Molecule: messenger RNA, 1717 nt
Organism: Camelina sativa (false flax)
Lineage: Eukaryota; Viridiplantae; Streptophyta; Magnoliopsida; Brassicales; Brassicaceae
Source: RefSeq, a predicted model, not a curated record
UAUCAAAUCAAUCAAAAUAGUGUAAUUUUUAAUAAAAUAUUAAAAAUGUUGUAGUUUAAUAAUGAUUGGGUUAGAGAAUUUGUGGCCGUUGGAUCGAAACUAAAUCCAAAAGAUUGAAGAGAUUUAUAUAAACUGAAGAAGAAGAAGACGAUAGAAGAAAGGUGGGGGAUAAGAGAGAUGAUGAUCAUGGAAGGAGACGAUAGAUAAUUUUAGGGUUUCUCUGCUUUCUGAUCAAAAGAUUAACACUUUCUUUUUUUGGGGGGCUUUUAAAAAUCUUCAAAUUCUAGGGUUCUUCUUCUUCUUCAUAUACAUAAUCUUUCCAAAUCCUGGUGAAACAUUCUUUGUUUCUCCGGGGUUUCAAUGGUGCUGAAAGCUUAGAUCUUUAGCUAAGAGAUUUAACAAAAUUUCAUCUUUUUUUCAUUUUUUCAAAUUUCAUUCUAAUUGUGAGGUUUUUGUUUGUUCAUUCUUUAAACUGUUUAAUUGAUUUUUUACAACUGAAUUAGGUUGAUUUAUAAAUAAUCAGAAAAAAGGUAUUCAAUAUUGUUUGGUUUCUGGGAUCGUUUCACCAGAUUUAAAUGGUGGAGAAAACAAUCCGAUUCUUGAAAUGAUGAAGAGACCGAUCCCUAGUAGUUGGCCAUGGUGGUUAUUAAGAGGAGGUAGAAAAGACAAAGAACCUGAAGCUCUUAAGUUUCCUCCUCCUCCUCCUUCUACAAAGAUGAUAACUCGAGCUGCUAAUAUUAAUAAUAAUAAAAGAAAGGAUCUUCAAGAAGUUGAGAGCUUUGGUUCGUCUGGCUCUGAAUCUGUUGCUCUUGCUGGUGAUGGACCUGAAUGGUCUGUUGGAUGGACUGAGCCUCAUGGACCUGAUUUCCAAAGUGAUGAUGAAGCAGAUGAUGGUGGCUUCUUAGUGCUGGUUCCUUGUUACAGAGCUCUUGUCGAAGCCUCUAGUAAUACUAAUAACCAGCUCCUCAGUGCUGUCAAGAAUCUCCCCAGCGGUUUGCCUCCUGAUGGGAAGAAUUACAUGGAGCAAUGGCUUUCUUCUCUGCAGAACCUUUGACCAGGUCCCUUUCCCUUGUAGUUUAGUUAGUACUAGUUUUAGUUUCUCUAAUUCGCUCUCAUUUUGGUGGUGUCUACGUUAAUCCUGAAAACUCAAAAAAAAGGAGAAAAAAGGGAAAAGAAAAAGAGAGAACGAACAAAAAAAAAAAACACAAGUAGUUUUAUGGUUUAGAUUUAAGAUGAUGGGUAUUUGCAUACAUUGAUGUGAGAUUGGAAAAGCUAUGGAGAAGAAGCAGCUUUAGCCUUGAGGGUUCAUCAUAUUAAGAUUGAUUGGUUACAUUCAGAAAACAGAUCAAAAUCCAAGAAAAAAGAGGGUGGAGAACAAAUUACAUAUAUCCUGGAAAGAAAGGAUUGGUGGAAGAAACAGACAGUGCUAGGGGUUCAUAUCAAGAUGAUCGAACAAAUUUGAUGGUGUGAAUGGGAUUUAUUGAAUUGAGAUGGGAAAUUCAUGUAAAAGUCUUGUAAAUACAAAAAGAAAAAGAAAAAAAGAGUGAUGUAUAUAUACUCUUGUAAUCUAUCUUGUCCUGUAUCAUAACCUCCUGAAGACUGAGAUAGAGGUGAUUGGAGAUUGUAUGUAAUAUUAAUUAUGACUGAUCUUUUUUUGUAUAUAAGACAAGCCAUUGUAAUUCUCUGUAUAAUAAUAUAUAUUGGAAUUGGGGAAGCA